UAUUAAAAUAUUUGGUGAUUAUCUGACAAUAAAUUAUAUUUAAUUUUUUUAAUUGAGAAAAAAUAAUUGAAAAUUAAUAAGAAAAUAUGAUACAAAGAACAAAAAUGAAAUUAGAAGUGCCUGAUGGUGGAUGGGGUUGGAUGGUUGUACUUGGUGUAGCUGCCACGAAUAUGUUUAACCAAUCAUUAAUAUCUUUAUUUGGAUUAAUUUUUGGUGAAGAAUUAGAAAACAUGGGCCAUGGUACUAGUGGGGCAGCAUUUGUAAUGAAUUCGAUGAGUGUUGUUACAAAUUUUUCCGGGUUCAUUACCGGACCAGUAAUAAAAAAAUAUUCUUAUCGAAAAGUUGCCAUAACUGGAAGUUUAUUAACAUCAAUUGGUUUAAUAUUAUCAAGUCAAGCGACAUCACUUUGGCAAAUUUUCUUGUCGUAUAGUAUUAUUUCAGGUUUAGGCUUAGGAUUAAUUGCACCAUCGUCAUUUGUGGCUGUGAACACAUACUUUUCGAAACGACGAGGUCGAGCUGUUGGUAUGGCAAUGGCCGGUACUGGAUUAGGACAAAUGUUAAUGCCGCAUGUUGUACGAAUUUUAUUGGAUGAAUACGGAUACCGUGGUACAACAUUAAUUAUUGGUGGUUUGGCAUUAAAUGGUGUUGUGGGAUCAUCAUUAUUUCAGCCAAUUAACUGGCAUAUGAAAACGAUCGAUGAACAUGUAUUACUCUUAAAAGAUAAUGAAAAAAUAGUGAAUUUUUCAACUAGUAAUAAGUCCGAGAAAUAUCAAAAUAAUAAUGCAUCGAAAAAUGUUGUUAUCGCUUUACAACAUUCAAGUACAAAUGAUACAAAAGUGGAGGUUGAAAGGAGUAUUUCAAUUGAUAGUCCUUCUAAAGCGUUAAUUAGUAGACAAACAUCGGAAGCAAAACCCUCUUUAUGGCAACGUUUUGUUACAAUAUUGGAUCUAAAUUUAUUAAAAGAUCCGAUAUUUUUAAGUAUCACAUUCGGUUUAUCGAUUGUAUACUCAGCUGGUAUAUAUUUUAGCAUGUUAUUUCCGUUUUUCUUACAAGAAGGUCCCCCAAGAUUAUCACGUGGUGAAACGGCCACAUGUAUGAGUGUUUUAGCUGGUGCUGAUAUUGUAUCACGACUGACUUUACCAAUGCUUACAUAUAAAUUGGGUAUUGGUGCGCGGACGACAUUCUUUUUUGGAACAUUUGCAUUGGCUUUUGCACGGAGUUCAAUUGCAUUUCAAGAUGAAUAUGUAAUGAUUAUAAUUUGUUCGUUAAUAACUGGUUAUAUUCGAGCUGGAACAGUUGUUAAUCAAAAUUUAACCAUAUCGGAAUAUUGUUCUCAAGACCAAUUACCAUACGCACUUGGAUUAAAUAUGGUUAAUAAAGGAUUAGUUGUUAUAACAUUAGGUCAAUUUUUAGGUUGGCUACGAGAUUAUAGUGGCAGUUUUCAAAUUAGUAUUUAUGUAUCGAAUUUAUUUUUAAUUUUUGUAUUUAUAAUGUGGUUACCUGAAAUGUGUUGGAAAGCGAUUAAAAAAUAAUAACUCGAAAUAAAUAUAUUUAUUUCGUACCAUAUAUAUCCCCGAAAAAUAAAAAUUCCAUAACUAUCAACAAUAACCUGCACUUAAGUUGAAUCGAUCUAAUUCACAAAAGCUCUUACGAGAAUCGUUACUACUCAAAAGUUAUCGCCAAGAGAAUGCAGCUGCUUCUAAUACUACUUGACAUUCUGGAACAUCUUAGAAACGAACAAUUUCAUUAAAUGAAUUGGAUUUUUUGGACACAGAUAAUCAGUGAAAAUAAUCAAAAAUUGCGACCGAAAAAAGGAAUGGAUAUAACACCUGAAAAAACUUUAAUCGACAAUUUUAUCGUAAACUUAACAAUCCAAAAAAUACGAAUAUCGUGGAAAGUUUAACGAUAAACAAAUUUUGAUAUAUGUAUCAGCUGACAUCUUACCAGAGACAUAAUAUCAUGAAUACAAGUGAUGUUCCAAUUGACAAACGAACUUAACUUGGCAGUUCAAGGAUUUUCAUUUUCAUUGAGUUUUUCCAAUAGAGAAUUUGCAUUAA
Molecule: messenger RNA, 2057 nt
Organism: Chrysoperla carnea
Lineage: Eukaryota; Metazoa; Arthropoda; Insecta; Neuroptera; Chrysopidae
Product: monocarboxylate transporter 12-B-like
Exons: 7
Coding region: 87-1532 (481 amino acids)
Biological process (GO): transmembrane transport; monocarboxylic acid transport
Molecular function (GO): monocarboxylic acid transmembrane transporter activity
Source: RefSeq, a predicted model, not a curated record